This is a messenger RNA of Dichomitus squalens LYAD-421 SS1, 788 nucleotides long. RefSeq lists its product as uncharacterized. Lineage: Eukaryota; Fungi; Basidiomycota; Agaricomycetes; Polyporales; Polyporaceae. Bases 102 to 788 code for a protein of 228 amino acids. The record is from RefSeq and is a predicted model, not a curated record. The transcript has 6 exons.
CGUCCUUCUACCCUUGAACCUUACGCUCUCCCACCUACCGGCAGCAUUGUCGACCACGUCAACACUUGAGCAUCGGCUACUUCCCCCGAAACGCGUCAGCCAUGAUGAUGGACGGCGGCUGGGAGGACCAUCUACACUUCGGGUUUCUUGGCGAGCAUGUCUUGGUCGACGGCCUGCAUCUUGAUUCCGCGCCCUCUUUCUUCAUCGCCUCCCUCCUCACCAUUGUCAUCUGUACCUCCGAGAGAAUCUUGACAUAUGCCGUUUCCAAGCAGUGGCAUCCGUGGAGGGGCCAUCGCCCCUCCCGCGUGGGAUUGGCGUUGUGGCGGGCGUGCCUAUACUGGCUGGUGACCCUUGAUAGACUGAUGUACAUGCUCAUAGGCAUGACAUUCAGCAUAGGGCUGAUUAUCGUCGCAGUCACCACCCUCGCCGUGGGCCAGUUCGUGAUCGAAUACCUCGAUCUGGGUGAAAGACCGGUCUCUGACUCAUCUCCGCCCAGCAAUGAGAACGUCCACGUAAAAGAACCCCUCCUCCGCUCGUCCGAGGAGGCCUACGAGCCCGAGACUUCCUACCCUCCGUCGCGUCAAAGCCGCUCCCGUGCCCGGUCAAAACCCGAGAGCAUUUUCAUCCAUCCCAACGAAUCUAACCUUGCUCGCGCGGACGCCGCAGCGGUUCAGCUUGGACUUUCUGGGGACACGGACCUCGUCAAGGGCAACGUCUACCCUGCCGACGGCGAGACGUGGGAGCAUGGCCGGGGGCGGGAUACCGCUCGGGAACUACUCGGCCGGUGA